Aspergillus calidoustus is the source of this 534-nucleotide messenger RNA. The record is from the annotation of a GenBank genome assembly. Lineage: Eukaryota; Fungi; Ascomycota; Eurotiomycetes; Eurotiales; Aspergillaceae.
AUGCGCACUUGUCCAAAUAUAAUAAUAACAGGCACCCCUGGCGUUGGGAAAACAGUGCACUGUGAGCAACUAGCACAGGACACAGGUUUACGGCAUCUCUCCAUAAACCAAAUCGCGAAAGACCGAGGUUGUUAUGACACCUACGACGAGGAAUUGAAGACCUGGGUGGUGGAUGAAGACAAACUUUUAGAUGCUAUUGAAGAUGAAGUCCUUCAAGGAGGGUUCCUAAUAGACUGGCACGCCUGUGAUUUGUUUCCCAAGUCAUGGAUUGACCUUGUCGUUGUUUUGCGCUGUCCAUCUACAUCCAUUCAUUAUGACCGCCUUAGCUCCAGGGGUUAUCAUGAGACAAAACUUCAAGAGAACCUUGAUGCCGAAAUCUUUGCCGUUCUCCUCGAAGAAGCCCGGGAGGCAUUUGAUGAAGAGAUCGUGGUUGAGUUGAACAGCGAGGAGGAUGGCGAUGUAGACGCCAACUGCUCAAGAAUUGCAUCCUGGGUAGAAAACUGGAAGAGCGAUCAAGCCAAAAAUUCGGAUUAA